UUUUGACUCUUUGAUAAACAACUUGAUAUAUUCAACUGCUGGACUAGUGGUGUGGAAGAAUGCAACUAUAUACAAAACAGCCUUGUUGUGUACUUUACCAAGAGCCCGUGAGCACAGUUAAGCCCUGUCUCAGAUGUGUUAUCUGUUAUUACAACUUUGACCAUCGGAGGAACAUUUUGGUGAAACAUACGUGGAGCCAAUGGAACUCACAACUGUGCCAACAGUGUUGACUGAAAAUAGCAGCUUGUCUCCAGUCACUGCAGAAUGGGAGCUUAUCCACACCAUCGUCCCCCCGUACAUCUUCACCAUAUCCCUGGGAGGUCUACUCUUUAACAGCUUUGUACUGGUGGUGUUUUUUGCCCACAAAGAUCGACUGACUGUAGCAGAGAUCUAUCUGAGCAACAUGGCGCUGGCUGACUUUAUCCUACUGUGUAGCCUUCCUUUCUGGGCAAUGAAUAUCCUCAACGAGUUCAACUGGCCAUAUGGAGAGGCCUUGUGCAAAAUCGUCAACGCCCUAAUCAUCAUCAAUUUCUACACCAGCAUCUUCACUCUGGUCAUGAUUAGCAUUGAUCGCUAUAUAGCACUUGUGAAGCCCAUGAAGGCCAGCUGGCUGAGACAGACGCUCUACGCCAAGGGCAGUACUUUAGAAAGAAGGUUAGCGCCAUCUACAGAAAGACUAGAUAUCAACGCAGAGGAUCAGACAUGACCACAUAUCAACGCUCUGCUGUGUCCACUUACAUCAACAGAACAGAGCAAAUUAAACCUGUGGUCAUUUUUAAUGCCAAAGAAUAAAAUGUGUCUCCUACUGAUGGCAUCUACUUUCCUUUUGCUGCUUAUGUAUAAAACGACACAAUAAAAAGGAUAUGUCUCUAAAACUAUUAUGUCAUUAAACUUAACACAAUAAUAAUGCUGUUAUAUGGCUAAUCGGCACUAUCAGAUGAUGUUUAAUGCUGUGCUUGAGGAAAUAAUGUAAAUAAUGGACAGACGCUGCAGGAGAAAUAGACUGAAAUGCAUUUACAGUCUGCAUAAUAACAUUUUUUCUUGCAUUGUGGACAAACAGCAUUUGUUUCUUUGACAUGUUCUAUGGAUUUAUAGCAACAGACUUCUCAGUUUGACUUUGUUUGUCUUUUACGUCUUUAAAUUUAAAUAAUUUGACAUGUUAGUCAGUAUUUAUUCAUUAGUUACAAACCAUAUAUUUAUAACUUAUGGCUUUUGCCUUUCGGUUAUCAACAUAUGGUCACUAAAUCAAAAAACAAUCCAAGUAAUGUCAGACCCUUUUUAUUUAGACCAAUGUACUGCUUUAGUCAUCCCAUUUCCUUUGCCUGCUACGCCUUCCUGGAGGAUUCUUGGAAAAGACUGAAGACAUUACUGUUAGGAGGAAACCUUUUUUCCUCACUCGUGUUGUUGAAGAAACUGUGGACAAUGCUCAAUUAGUUUGUGUGUUUCCGUAUGUUGUCAACACAUUAUAAGUAAUUGACUUUAGCAGACUCCCAAACAGCCUACCUCACCAUUUUCAUUUCAGAGGUGUAUGAUGCUGCUUGCUUCUGGAUGUUAAUUAAACUUUUAAGCUAAGAGGAAAUACUGUGGGUGGGGCUAAAUGUUGCUGUAGCUUUCUUGCCUUCACCUAAUAUUAGACCUUCCCAAAAUGAAAACAAUUAGCAUCCACUACAGUGCACAACCGCCCCAUGGCUAUUUUUCCAGUGCAGUUAAAUGUUCUAAUGAAAUACUCAAGUGGCCUUAUUUUUGAUUUUUAAAAAUGGUGCUAUCUCGUAAAUAAUGUAUGGUAUUAUAUUUGUUAUGUAAUGUAAUGUGCAGUGUGACAGUUUAUCUGAAAGUGACCUAGUCCAUCUCUCUGUCCAGCUGAAGACAGGACUGUCAUAGACAUUGCAUUAUGCAUUUUGGGUGUUCAGUGAUUUUCACUCUCAGAGCUGAUAUUAGAUAAGUAUUUAAAAUCAGCUAAUUAUGUUUACUCAGUCAAACUAUUUAUUGGUGUUAUUUGGUUAUUUAGGCAACUGUAUUCAUUUAGAUAUAAUGGUUUAUCUCAUUAUGUAAUGCCUAUCAGUUUAUCUCAAUAAUUAUCAGAAUAUGCACAUAGCUAUUCAUAUUUUUGUUGCUUUUUACAUACUGUAUAUGACUGAAAAUACAUAUAAUAGAACUAUAAGUCACCAAAACCAGUACACUACUUUUUCUUAGGUAUUUCUGUUUUGUUUUGGUUUAAAAUUUUAGUCUCUCUGCUUUGAAGACAGUUGCACAAUGCAGUGACAAUUAUUUAGCAUUGCAAGUUUUCCCCCCUUUCAGUACAGACAUGUCAGAGCAGGAAAAGAUCUGGCAAAGCAGAGCAUUGUUUCUCUCAGGUAUUUCAGUAGAGAAAUCAUUUCUGUGGAAAAACAGAAGAGGUGUGCUCAUUUUUUUAUACCUACUACCACAAGG
Oreochromis niloticus (Nile tilapia) is the source of this 2430-nucleotide messenger RNA. It is a transcript of the gene bdkrb1, whose product is annotated as bradykinin receptor B1. The record is from RefSeq and is a predicted model, not a curated record. Gene Ontology annotation, biological process: positive regulation of cytosolic calcium ion concentration; calcium-mediated signaling; G protein-coupled receptor signaling pathway. Gene Ontology annotation, molecular function: bradykinin receptor activity; C-C chemokine binding; C-C chemokine receptor activity. The transcript is spliced from 3 exons. Lineage: Eukaryota; Metazoa; Chordata; Actinopteri; Cichliformes; Cichlidae. Bases 200 to 706 code for a protein of 168 amino acids. Gene Ontology annotation, cellular component: membrane; external side of plasma membrane.